This is a messenger RNA of Drosophila obscura, 458 nucleotides long. RefSeq lists its product as uncharacterized. NCBI's taxonomy places the organism in Eukaryota, Metazoa, Arthropoda, Insecta, Diptera, Drosophilidae. The record is from RefSeq and is a predicted model, not a curated record. The coding region runs from base 50 to 358 and encodes 102 amino acids. The transcript is spliced from 2 exons.
AUAAUUCUUAUCGAACAUAUAUUCCACUUUUUUAAAAAGAUUUCCCAAGAUGAUUUGGUCUUUAUACAUAAGUCCUGUGCAACUUUUCUUUCACAGUUCCAAGUAUCCGUUUCGUAUUUCUCGAGCCUUUACGAGUGAGGGGAAAUCGGCAGUGGUGAAAAUAAAAUCUAAAAACGACUCGUCUUUCCGUUUGUUCACUAUUACAAACGAUUCACCAGAAGUCCUGCGGAACAUUAUAUUCAAGCAACCAUGGUUUGAAAAUUUGAGCCCGCACCCAAUAUUUCUCGAAUGUUAUUUUUCGAGGUAUGAAAAAGGAGCUGCCGAGCCACCAGAUGAGGGUGAAUCAGAUGAAGUUUAAUAAAUCGAAACUUAAAAACCCACCAAUCAAAACCUCAUCACAAAAUGUGCAUAAACAAAAGUAAAAAUAUAAUAUAGCAUUUUCAUAGUUUUAAAUCCAA